Styela clava is the source of this 585-nucleotide messenger RNA. Lineage: Eukaryota; Metazoa; Chordata; Ascidiacea; Stolidobranchia; Styelidae. The record is from RefSeq and is a predicted model, not a curated record.
UUUCAUACUAUUUGUUUUUAUUUUUUCAGGUUAUUCUUGUGCUACAUGACUGGGGUUCUAUACUUGGAUUUCAUUGGGCAAAUAUGAAUCGUGCAAGAGUUCAGUCUAUUGUUCACAUGGAGAGUUUCGUCACACCGCUUUCCACACAACCUGAAACCGAGUUUUUCCGUCAAUUGAGAUCCGAAGCGGGAGAACAGAUGAUAUUGGUGAACAACCUUUUCAUCGAGAAUAUUAUGCCCGCAAACAUCAUCCGAAACCUGACUGAAGAAGAGAUGAAUGAAUACCGCAGACCUUUCGUCAAUCCCGGAGAAGAUAGAAGGCCAACUUUGACUUUUCCGAGACAAGUACCAAUCCUAGGUGAGGGUCCCGAUGACGUGACGAUGGCGGUGAAUGCAUACGCCAAAUGGUUGUCAACAACUUCUCAUACCUAAGAUGCUGAUUCUCGCAAAACCUGGAGGAUUGUCCAACAUCACCAAAGAAGUUGCAAAAGAUUGGCCCAACCAACAGAUGAUAACGGUGAAGGGAAUUCAUUUUAUUCAAGAAGAUUCUCCGAAAGAAAUAACAGACGCCAUUUACUGCUUCCUG